AUGUCCAGAUCACCGUCCGAAAUGGCUGAUGCGUACCCGACUCCUCCUCGCUCUCCUCCGAACGGCGAGUCUGAUGCCUGGAAUGGCUCACCCAUCACUGUAAUCGCGUCUUCUCGCGCAAUACGCUCGGGACGCCUUUCCGCAGCCACAAUUGUCAUAUCUAAUGCCACAGGCAAGAUCACAGCCACAUUCGACAGUGUACUCCCGCAGUCCGAUUUUCCACCCAACACACCUUAUACAGACUACUCCCCGCAUGUCCUUCUGCCGGGUCUGGUGGAUGCACACGUGCAUCUCAACGAGCCAGGCCGGACAGAAUGGGAGGGUUUCUAUACUGGUACCCAAGCCGCGGCAUUUGGGGGCGUCACUACUGUCGUGGAUAUGCCGCUGAACGCAAUCCCCCCUACGACAACAGUAGCUGGCCUGCAGGAGAAGAUCAAGGCUGCACAAGGCAAAUGCUGGGUUGAUGUUGGCUUCUACGGUGGCAUUAUUCCGGGUAACCAAGGGGAACUGAAGGCCCUCGUGCGUGAAGGUGUACGCGGGUUCAAGGGCUUCCUGAUCGACUCGGGUGUCGAGGAAUUCCCCGCGGUGUCCUCCGGUGAUAUUGCCAAAGUCUUCGCCGAACUCGCGGACGAGCCCACCACCGUCAUGUUUCACGCAGAAAUGAUUCCACCUAUUGCCGACAGUGUGGGCGACGACGUACAGACAUCUUUACCCCCCCUCGCGCCGCAUGGACCCUUGAAUGCUUACAGUACGUUCCUCGAAUCUCGGCCGCCGAGUUUCGAGACUUAUGCCGUCGAGGAGAUCUUGUCUCUUGCUCAUCUUGCACCUAAUCUCCCUCUGCAUAUUGUGCACCUCAGCGCGAUGCAAGCGAUUCCAUUACUUCGGAAAGCGAGAGCACAGGGUAUCAACAUCACUGCCGAGACCUGCCCCCAUUACUUGUCCCUUGCAGCGGAGCAGGUUGCACUCGGUGACACGAGGCACAAAUGCUGUCCGCCCAUUCGCACGCAAAGCAAUCAAGACCGAUUGUGGGAGGAGCUGAUCGAACACGAAAGCGAAGGCGUCAUCAAGACGGUGGUAAGCGACCACAGUCCGUGUACGCCGGAUUUGAAGAUGCUUCCGGCUCACGUGCCGGGGCAUGUGCCACCAGUGAAAGGAGUGGCCGGAACACUACCUGUCGAUCAGGACGGCAGUGGAGAUUUCUUCAGCGCGUGGGGUGGCAUCAGUAGUGUCGGUUUGGGGCUUCCAAUAUUGUGGACUGAGAUGUCGAGAAGAGGAUUGAUCGCAGAUGAUCUGCUGAGAGACAAGGCGCUUAUGAACGUUGCGAAGUGGUGCUGCGUUAACACCUCUGCACAGGUCGGGCUGGAGAAAACCAAGGGCGAGCUUGCAGUCGGCUUUGAUGCGGACAUUUGCGUGUUCGAUGACGAGGCCGAAUGGGUUGUCGAGCCCAGCACGAUGUUGUUCAGAAACAAGUGCAGUCCAUAUCAAGGUCGAGUUAUGAAGGGUAUGGUCAAGGAGACCUUGCUGAGGGGCCAGACGAUCUUCGUUCGGGAUGGAGCGAACGCCGGUUUUGUGGGCAAAGCCUGCACAGGACAGUUGCUGCUCGAACCUCGGGCGAAGGAGUUAAAAAAGGUGAAGAGUUGGUUCAAGAGAUGGAUUUACGAUUACGACGCCUAA
This is a messenger RNA of Exophiala spinifera, 1674 nucleotides long. RefSeq names its product allantoinase. Gene Ontology annotation, cellular component: cytoplasm. Gene Ontology annotation, molecular function: allantoinase activity. The transcript has a single exon. The record is from RefSeq and is a predicted model, not a curated record. Bases 1 to 1674 code for a protein of 557 amino acids. Gene Ontology annotation, biological process: purine nucleobase catabolic process. NCBI's taxonomy places the organism in Eukaryota, Fungi, Ascomycota, Eurotiomycetes, Chaetothyriales, Herpotrichiellaceae.